Molecule: messenger RNA, 4097 nt
Organism: Condylura cristata (star-nosed mole)
Lineage: Eukaryota; Metazoa; Chordata; Mammalia; Eulipotyphla; Talpidae
Gene: RRAGD
Product: Ras-related GTP binding D
Exons: 7
Coding region: 200-1390 (396 amino acids)
Biological process (GO): positive regulation of TOR signaling; cellular response to amino acid stimulus; regulation of autophagy
Cellular component (GO): Gtr1-Gtr2 GTPase complex; lysosome; nucleus
Molecular function (GO): GTPase activity; GTP binding
Source: RefSeq, a predicted model, not a curated record
GGGGCUCCGGCCGCGCGGGGAACCGCGGGCCCAGACCUGGACGCCGCCCGCCGCGGGGGACCGCGGCCCCCACCUCCGCGGACUCCCGCGGAGCUUCAGACGAAACCCCAGUUCAGAAAUAGGUUGCCAGCGGCGGGUGAGGAGGCUUGGCCCCCACCCCGGACCUCCGCCGCCCCCGGGCCGCCGGCUGGUGGGAGCCAUGAGCCAGGUGCUGGGGAAGCCACAGCCCGAGGAGGAGGACGACGACGAGGAGGACGAGCUGGUGGGGCUCUCGGACUACGGGGACGGGCCCGGCUCCUCGGACGCCGACCCCGACAGCGGCGCGGAGGAGGGAGUUUUAGACUUCAGUGAUCCCUUCAGCACAGAGGUGAAGCCAAGAAUUUUGCUCAUGGGCCUGAGAAGAAGCGGCAAGUCAUCUAUUCAGAAAGUUGUCUUUCACAAAAUGUCUCCCAAUGAAACGCUGUUCUUGGAGAGCACAAACAAGAUCUGCCGGGAAGAUGUUUCCAACAGCUCCUUCGUGAACUUUCAAAUUUGGGACUUCCCAGGACAGAUUGACUUUUUUGACCCUACAUUUGACUAUGAGAUGAUCUUCCGGGGCACAGGAGCACUGAUAUUUGUCAUUGACUCCCAGGAUGACUACAUGGAGGCCCUUGCUCGACUCCACCUCACGGUGACCCGGGCCUACAAAGUGAACACCGACAUCAACUUUGAGGUGUUUAUUCAUAAAGUGGAUGGUCUGUCAGAUGAUCACAAAAUUGAAACCCAAAGAGAUAUUCAUCAGAGAGCAAAUGAUGACCUUGCAGAUGCUGGAUUAGAAAAAAUUCACCUCAGCUUUUAUCUGACAAGCAUAUAUGAUCAUUCAAUAUUUGAAGCUUUUAGCAAAGUGGUUCAGAAGUUGAUUCCUCAACUUCCUACCCUGGAGAACUUGCUAAACAUCUUUAUAUCAAAUUCUGGAAUUGAAAAGGCCUUUCUCUUUGAUGUGGUCAGUAAAAUUUAUAUUGCAACCGAUAGUACCCCCGUGGAUAUGCAAACGUAUGAGCUCUGCUGUGAUAUGAUAGAUGUGGUUAUUGACAUUUCUUGUAUUUAUGGUCUCAAAGAAGAUGGAGCAGGAACCCCCUAUGACAAGGAAUCAACAGCCAUUAUAAAGCUGAAUAAUACAACAGUUCUUUACUUAAAAGAGGUGACAAAAUUCCUGGCUCUUGUUUGCUUUGUCAGAGAGGAAAGCUUUGAAAGAAAAGGGCUAAUCGACUAUAAUUUUCAUUGCUUCCGGAAGGCCAUCCAUGAAGUUUUUGAGGUGAGAAUGAAAGUGGUGAAAUCGCGAAAGGUUCAGAAUCGUCUGCAGAAAAAAAAAGGAGCUACACCCAAUGGCACCCCUAGAGUGCUGCUGUAGGUGAGGUUCCAGUACCGUCUCCUGAAAUCAGACCUGUCAGUGAGGCUGCUACACUGUGUUGCACUAAAGGAAGAAGGAAAAAGGAGAUUGGGACACAUGCCAUGGAUUUGUUCUUCAAAAAAAAGAAUCCUGCAACCUUCUUGGUCAUCUGUUUUUUUCAAUAAAGUAAGCACUUUGAAGCAAAAACUUGUAUAUUAACAAUGACGUGAAAUCCACUGUAAUUUCAUUACACAAUUGUAAAAUCUUAUGAUCUGUCGCCAGAAAAAUCCUGUGUAAGAACUGCCAGGAACUGUAUAUAUUUUGCACUUUUUCAUGUUUUUUUCUCAUUGAAUGAAAACUUUGAUAAACGAAUUUUCUAAGCUUUUUUCUGUACUUGGUGUUCAGGACAUGCAUAUUAUAUAGUCUACUCAAUAUGGCAAUCAGAAAAUUAAUCAAAAAGAGAAUGCAUUGGCAAUGACUUUUUAUAAAUUUGGGAAUCUUUGCUACCAGUUGUUGAGAAAAAAUCAUUUUUCAGUGGAGUUGGAACAGACUGGAGCAUCAAGCUCCAGGAGCAAUAAAAACGCCCUCAUUUAUCACUGGUGUAAAUGGCAGUUUUGUAGAGUAAUAAUAGCACCAAACUUACCUAAAAAAUUUCUGUAUCCGUGGCAGUGCUUCCCUACUCAACAGUUUUUACAAAACUCUUUACCUCAACACACAUCUCUAUAAUCGUUUUCUACAGAGGUUAUUUCUUUCUGCUGCAUUACUGUUCUUUAGAAUCUUUGGGACCAGACUUCCAAAAUAGUGCCGGUCACUGGAGAAAAAUUAGAACGUUGCUGAAUUUCAGAUUUCUGGAGACUUUCCUGUAUCUGUCAGUUGGGGUUAAAGUAAUAUCAGAGGUAACAUGGUUUCUAAAAUAUAUGUGAUUGGCAACUGCAGAUUUGAAAAUGCAUACAUGAUUCUAUGUUUGGCUGCUGUGUAGAGUGGACCUGUUUUUGUACAACAUUUAAAAUAUUCACUUAGCACCAGAUUUUCUUAUUGCUCCAUGACCACAGAGAAUGUCUCAGGUCUCAACCACAGAGCUUAAUCAUGGUGGGCAUGUUUGUCACCUAUGAGUCUCCUCAUCAGUGACAGUUUGUCUCAUGGACUUUGCUUGUUUCCACCUUAUGUUUGAGCUGGAGCUCAGCUUGCCAGCAGCACACUCUGCACAGCAGAAAAGACCUGCUAAAAGCCCCUGAUCAGUGGGGAGUGGGUGGCCAGGGAAGAUAAUACAGUUAGCUGUGUAUUUGUUUCUGUAAAUCUUCCCUCUUGUGUUUACUGUAAAUGAUCAGGAAGUCCUAAAUCAACCGCACACCAAACCAUUCCAAGCAGAAAAUUCUAUGUCCAUCCUAAGGAUCAGCACCCUAAAGCAUAUCUGUGCAUGUUAAGGAAAAAAAGUCUUUUUUUAAGCAGAGCCUCAUUGGGACACCAAAGUAGGUCUUAGCAAAAUUGAUCAACUUCCUAAAACAACUCGUCCUGUCCUUGAACCUAUCCCACUGCUAUCUGUGGCUUCUCUACCCUCUCCUCUCCCUGAGGAUUUCUUUGAGGUUUGUAACUGCAGUUUUAGAUAGUAGCUGACUGAGUUGUAAGGUUUGAACCCUCUCAAGGUUCUAUGCAUUUUGGAAGGCGAAUUCUAAGUAACAUUAAGACACACUAAGUCCCUGCCUCAUGAUUCUCCUCAGAAACCUGGGAAGCAGGAACCCAGGGUUCUGAAGAAGUCUUUUCCCUAACUUUCAGACCUAUACCUUGUUAGACCUUUGGCAACAGGCUGGUACAUGUGAGUUAUUCUUAUAAGUCUAAUUCUCUAAUAUUUUUAGAUAAUGUUUCUUUUUGAAUAAGGAAAUACUCACUUUUCUAAUCUGACUUUAUCCUCAAGAUAGAGACACUUGUCUGUCUGGUAAACCACACAUCACUUAGGUAUAUAUAUUGUAAUUAGGUGGAGUUUCCAUUAGUAAGCUGGGUAUAUGAUGGGAUUUUGUUAAAUGUGCCUUAAAAGCCUAUUACUUCAAGAGCAAAUGGUUCUUUGGGGGAAAGGCAAGAGUUAAUUACAUGGCAUAGGACCUGAGUUUAUGGUCAUAAGUGCACUCUGAUUAAUCACACUCUAAUGCAUCGCAGACUGCCUCACACCUCUAAAUGUGGCAGUGCUCUCGGUGUUAAAGAGAAAUUAGGAGUUAUGUCUAACUGUUCAGUUUUGUUCAAGUUUGCUCUUGUAAUUGCAAAAUAAUUUCAAUUCUGUUUCCUUUUUAUUUUUGAUAUGGGACUUAGAUUACAAUAACAUGUAUGGCCACUUUUUGGCCGUAUGUCUAAUGCUACAAAUACAAAUCCUAAAUAUAUGGCUACAGUGACUGCUUUGGAACAAUUUGCUCAUUUUUAAAGGUUAAGAACUUGACUUGCAGGUUUCUUGGGCAGUUAGAACUAUAUGGAGGUGAGACUCUGAAUUAUCAUCUUUUGUUAUUUCCUGUGAUGUAGAUUGUAUGACCAGAGGAGAGUUUUUUGGGAGAAAUACAAAUAAGGCAAUGAUUGGCGCAAUGUUAUUUUGUGAAUAUAAUCUAUUUUGGACCCUUAAAUAUAAAAUGACUAAAAACACAGCAAUAUUGUUAUAUACGGGUUAUAUGUUAACUCUGUUCAAAACGUACUUCAGAAAAACAGCUGAACUGUUUUGACUAUUAAAGUGUGGUAUGCAUUCAACUUA